UAUAAAGCAAGCCAGCCGUGGAGUGGCCACUGGACAGGGGCAGUUCAAAGACAAGGAUGGAUAGAAUAGCAGAGUAGUAGAUCAGAGAAGCUUAUUAAGUCUUCUCUGUCCAUCACUGAUCCUCUGCACAUUUCACUUCACUUUUCAAACUUUUCCCUCCACCCAGUAAAAGAGUAGAAGAGAUGGGAACUCACUCAGUUUCCAUGCUUUUAACCAUCUACUUGAUGGUUUUGUUGAUGGGUUCUGAGCUGAUACAGGGCAGUGUGACCUACGAUAAGAAGGCCAUUAUCAUCAACGGUCAAAGGAGAAUCCUCAUCUCCGGCUCCAUUCACUAUCCCAGAAGCACCCCUGAAAUGUGGGAAGAUCUUAUACAAAAGGCAAAAGAUGGAGGGUUAGAUGCUAUCGAUACUUACGUUUUUUGGGAUGUUCAUGAGCCUUCUCCUGGCAAUUAUAAUUUUGAGGGAAGAUACGACCUGGUACGGUUUAUCAAGACGAUCCAGAAAGUGGGGCUAUAUGCUCAUCUCCGCAUUGGACCCUAUGUUUGUGCAGAAUGGAAUUUUGGGGGAUAUCCUGUAUGGUUGAAGUAUGUUCCUGGUAUCAGCUUCAGAACAGAUAAUGAGCCUUUCAAGGCGGCAAUGCAAGGUUUCACAGAAAAAAUUGUGCAGAUGAUGAAAAAUGAAAAGCUUUUUGCAUCACAAGGUGGCCCUAUCAUCCUCUCUCAAAUUGAAAAUGAGUAUGGUCCAGUGGGUAAGGCUCUUCGAGAAGCUGGUCAUUCAUAUAUAAAUUGGGCUGCAAAAAUGGCUGUUGGAUUGAAUACAGGAGUUCCAUGGGUGAUGUGCAAGGAGGAUGAUGCCCCAGACCCUGUGAUUAAUACAUGUAAUGGUUUUUACUGUGAUGCUUUCUCUCCCAACAAACCUUACAAACCUGCAAUGUGGACUGAGGCUUGGAGUGGAUGGUUUACAGAAUUUGGUGGUCCCAUUCAUCAGCGACCAGUUCAAGAUUUGGCAUUUGCAGUUGCUCGUUUCAUACAAAAUGGUGGCUCAUAUGUUAAUUAUUACAUGUACCAUGGAGGAACCAACUUUGGACGCUCUGCUGGAGGUCCAUUCAUUACAACCAGUUAUGACUAUGAUGCCCCAAUAGAUGAAUAUGGUUUGAUCAGGGAACCGAAGUAUAGUCAUCUAAAAGAGCUUCACAAAGCUAUUAAGUUGUGCGAACAUGCUUUAGUUUCUUCUGAUCCUAGAGUAACUUCUUUAGGAACCUAUGAACAGGCUCAUAUAUUUUCUUCAGGCAAGAGAAGCUGCUCAGCUUUUCUUUCCAAUUACAACCCAAAAUCUGCUGCUACGGUGAUGUUCAAUAACAUGCACUAUAAUUUGCCUCCUUGGUCCAUCAGCAUCCUUCCUGAUUGCAGGAACGUAGUGUUCAACACUGCAAGGGUUGGAGUUCAAACUUCACAUAUGCAGAUGUUGCCAACUGGUUCUCCACUGCGCUCUUGGAAGACUUAUGAUGAAGACAUUUCUUCCCUAGCGGAUGGUUCAAGGAUGACAGCUCUUGGACUUCUGGAGCAGAUAAACGUCACUAGAGAUACCAGUGACUAUCUAUGGUAUAUGACCAGUGUUGACAUUAGCCCAUCAGAAACAUCUCUCCGAAGUGGACAAAAGCCUAGUCUCACUGUGCAAUCAGCCGGUCAUGGUCUUCAUGUCUUCAUCAAUGGGCAAUUUUCAGGAUCAGCCUUUGGAACCAGAGAGAACAGGCAACUCACCUUUACAGGACCAAUCAACCUACGUGCUGGAACAAAUAGAAUUGCACUACUCAGCAUAGCUGUUGGAUUGCCGAAUGGUGGGUUGCAUUAUGAGACAUGGAAAACAGGCGUACUAGGUCCAGUUAUACUAAAUGGCCUUAAUGAGGGAAAGAAAGACUUGACAUGGCAGAAAUGGUCCUACCAGGUUGGUCUAAAAGGAGAGGCAAUGAAUCUGGUCUCUCCAAAUGGAGCUUCAUCUGGUGACUGGAUCCAAGGGUCUCUAGCUUCUAACCAAGGGCAGCCCUUGAAGUGGCAUAAGGCUUAUUUUGAUGCACCUGGAGGAAAUGAGCCAUUGGCUUUGGACUUGCGCAGCAUGGGAAAAGGUCAGGUGUGGAUCAAUGGGCAGAGCAUUGGAAGAUACUGGAUGACAUAUGCAAAGGGUGAUUGCAUCGGUUGUAGUUACUCUGGGACAUUCCGGCCUUCAAAGUGCCAACUUGGUUGCGGCCAACCAACACAGCAAUGGUACCAUGUUCCAAGGUCCUGGUUGAAGCCAACAAAAAAUCUGUUGGUAGUUUUUGAAGAGCUUGGUGGUGAUCCGUCAAAGAUAGCUCUUGUUAAGAGAUCAGUCACAAGGGUUUGUGCUGAUGCCUACGAGCACCACCCAGCCUUCGAGUAUUAUAGUAGGGAGGGCCAUAAUGAAUCAUCAAUGCUUCACCAGGCCAAGAUUCAUCUGCAAUGUUCACUCGGGCAGUCCAUAUCAUUUAUAAACUUUGCAAGUUUUGGUACACCUUCAGGAACUUGUGGAAGUUUUCAGAAGGGAACUUGCCAUGCAUCAGACACUCGUUCUGUUAUAGAAAAGAAGUGCAUUGGGCAGGAGAGCUGUAUGGUUACCAUUUCGAACAGUAACUUUGGUGCUGACCCAUGUCCAAAUGUGUUGAAGAAGCUAUCAAUUGAAGCUGUUUGUUCUACCAGUACAACCACUCAAGACAAGCAAAUAGAAUCCUAAGAGGGGUGAAAUAUUCUUUAAGUAAUUAUGAUUAUUAAUACGCUGCUUCAAAAGCAAGGAAUGAAGAAAAUAAGAUGCAAAAGGCAUAGUUGAAAUACAGAGCCUCAAAUGCUCUGUUCACGUAGUCCACAAUGUAUAGGUUUCAGAUUCUACUGAGUAUUUUGGUAAUUAUUGGGAUGGAUGAUGUGCUUUAGUAGAGUUACUGGUUCUGCCUAGAAAAUUGCCUCCAAGAAGUCCUACUCCCUGGCCUUUUAUCCAGAGAUAAGAGGAAGAAUUCUUGUGAGGUAGUAAUGUUUACUAAUUUAUUGGAUAAGGUCAGAUUUAUUUUUCGAUGAAGCAGAAUUGCUGAAGUACAAAAAGAAACACCAAGUUGAGCAUUAAUGGAAGCGUCUGUUUCUAAGGUUAGAGUAACAGUUGUGUCGAAAUAAGGAUCUGCAAUAAAUUGUGGUUAUGAUUUUCCUUACAAGUACUUUAUUGUCUGGAAAAAUUACGAUUUA
Messenger RNA from Jatropha curcas, 3241 nucleotides. Its product is annotated as beta-galactosidase 5. The record is from RefSeq and is a predicted model, not a curated record. Gene Ontology annotation, biological process: carbohydrate metabolic process. Gene Ontology annotation, molecular function: hydrolase activity, hydrolyzing O-glycosyl compounds; carbohydrate binding. NCBI's taxonomy places the organism in Eukaryota, Viridiplantae, Streptophyta, Magnoliopsida, Malpighiales, Euphorbiaceae.